AUGGCUCAGAUUCCGCCUCCCAAGUCAAAGCUUGACAUCCUGCCCAAGAUGCAGGCAAAGGGUCCCUUCUCCGUCCCUUCUCCUGGCGUGGAGGCCAAAGACGGCGAGACCGUGCCGCGUCGACUGCCCCAGGCCGUCCCCGACUUGAUCGCCAUCCCCGGCGGCAACAUCACCACCACCUACGAGCUCGUCAAGCAGAGUGCCGAGAAGUAUGGCAACGCCAGAUGCUUGGGCUCGCGCAAGCUGGUCAACACCCACCGCGAGACAAAAAAGGUCAAGAAGAUGGUCGAUGGCGAGGAGCGCGAGGUCGACAAGCAGUGGACCUACUUCGAGCUGAGCCCUUACGAGUACAUCACUUUCCAUGAGUACGAGCGCCUUACCCUCCAGCUCGGUGCUGGUCUGCGCAAGCUGGGCAUGGUCAAGGCUGAUCGCGUGCACCUCUACGCCGCCACGAGCUCCCACUGGUUGGCAAUGUCCCACGCUGCUGCCUCGCAGUCCAUGCCCGUCGUGACGGCCUACGACACGCUCGGCGAGCAGGGUCUGAAGUACUCCAUGGUUGCGACCUCCGCCAAGGCCAUCUUCCUCGACCCUCACCUGUUGCCGACUCUUGUCAACGUCCUCCAGGAGGCUAAGGACAUCCGCUACGUCAUCUGGAACAACCAGAACCAGAUCCAGCAGACGCACGUGGAGCAGCUCAAUGCCGUUGUGCAGCCUUUCAUUGGCCCCGGCGAUGGCCUCCUGACCUACCUCCCGCUCGCCCACAUUCUCGAAUUCGUCUUUGAGAACGCCUGCAUCUACUGGGGUACAACCAUGGGAUACGGCAACCCCAAGACCCUGUCUGACAACUCGGUUCGCAACUGCGCUGGCGAUAUCAGAGAAUUCAAGCCCUCUGUCAUGGUCGGUGUUCCCGCGGUCUGGGAGACGGUGAAGAAGGGUAUUAUCGCCAAGGUCAAUGCUGGGAGCUCUCUUGUGAAGACUUUGUUCUGGAAUGCUCUGUCUGCCAAGACGCACAUGAUGAACGCUGGUAUCCCCGGUUCUGGAGUGCUCGAUUCUGUCGUCUUCAAGAAGCUCAAGGAGGCGACUGGUGGACGUCUCAAGCUCUGCAUGAACGGAGGUGGUCCCAUUGCCAAGGAAACCCAGCAGUUCAUUUCGAUGGCCAUCGCCCCCAUGAUCAUUGGCUAUGGUCUUACCGAGACUACGGCCAUGGGCUGUCUGAUGAAUCCCCUGGAGUUCAAUGUCAAUAACAUGGGUGCCAUGCCGGCAUCCAUCGAAGUCAAGCUGGUGGACUUCGCCGAGGCCGGCUACUACGCCACUAACAAGCCUAACCCUCAGGGCGAGGAGACGAAGGAGGCCCUCACUGAGGAUGGCUGGUUUAAGACCGGCGACAUUGGCGAGUUCGACAGCAAUGGCCACCUCAAGCUCAUUGACAGGAAGAAGAACUUGGUCAAGACGCUCAACGGCGAGUACAUUGCUCUCGAGAAGCUCGAGUCCAUCUACCGUGCUGCUGCCGUGGUUGCCAACAUCUGCGUCUAUGCCGAUGCCAACAAGGCUAAGCCUAUUGCCAUCAUCGUUCCCGCCGAGCCGGCUUUGAUCAAACUGGCGGAGAGCAUUGGUGUGAAGGGCAACAACCUCGAGGAGCUUGUGCACGACAAAAAGCUGCAGGGCGCCGUUCUUAAAGAACUGCAGAACGCCGGCCGAACAGGUGGCCUCUCUGGCAUUGAGAUCAUCGAGGGUGUUGUCAUGUCCGACGAGGAAUGGACCCCGCAGAAUGACCUGGUUACGGCGGCGCAAAAGCUUCAGCGCAAGAAGAUCUUGGAAAAGUACAAGGACGAGGUUGCCAAGGCCUACGGCUCGUCCUAA
This is a messenger RNA of Colletotrichum spaethianum, 1860 nucleotides long. Its product is annotated as long-chain-fatty-acid--CoA ligase 2. NCBI's taxonomy places the organism in Eukaryota, Fungi, Ascomycota, Sordariomycetes, Glomerellales, Glomerellaceae. The transcript is spliced from 4 exons. Bases 1 to 1860 code for a protein of 619 amino acids. The record is from RefSeq and is a predicted model, not a curated record. Gene Ontology annotation, cellular component: plasma membrane; endoplasmic reticulum; lipid droplet. Gene Ontology annotation, molecular function: long-chain fatty acid-CoA ligase activity. Gene Ontology annotation, biological process: long-chain fatty-acyl-CoA metabolic process; long-chain fatty acid metabolic process.